GACAAGAAGUACAAAUGCCGUGUAUGCUACAAAAGAUUUUUCACCAGGGGAUCUUUGAUAAUGCACGGGAGGCAACAUGAUCAUCUCCGGACAAAGAAAUGCAACAUCUGUGGGAAAACCUUCAUCAAAGCGGAUUAUGACCAGGAACACCAGAUUUCACGAGUUUCCAAAACGCCUUAUAAUUGUCGUGUUUGCCACCAGAGCUUUGCAUUUAGAGGAGAUUUGGUAAAACACGGUAGCGUACACGAUGACCUAAGAUCAAAGAAAUGUCACAUCUGUGGGAAAAUGUUCGUUAUGAAAGACAGCCUCAAAAGUCACAUUAAUCGCCAUAGAAGUCCUUUUAAUAUAGUAUCAAAUUCAAAUUCGACUCACACUAACAAAGUGCCCAUAAUGAAAAGAACCAAAACAAAAUACAAACAAUGUGAAGUUUGUGGUAAGAAAAUUAGUAACAUCGGAAACCUUCAUAAACACGUUAGCAGAAUGCAUUCAGAUGCAUUCUUAUAUAAAUGUGAUUACUGUCGAGCUCGUUUUCAAAGGACAAUUGACCUGGAUAAGCAUCUAGAACGUCAUCAAAAGAGGAGACCCUAUAAAUGUGACAACUGUUGUAAACUGUUCUCUACCAGCAUCGAACUGCAUGUGCAUUUCAAACGAACACAUACAGAUGAAAACAUGUUAACAUUCCAUUGUGAUAAAUGCUCUAAACGAUGUGCGACUAGCGAAGAAUUGGCAAAACAUGCUAGAGUGCACGAGGGUUUAAAACCACAUAAAUGUGGUGUUUGUAAUAAAGCAUUU
Molecule: messenger RNA, 792 nt
Organism: Lottia gigantea (owl limpet)
Lineage: Eukaryota; Metazoa; Mollusca; Gastropoda; Lottiidae
Exons: 2
Source: RefSeq, a predicted model, not a curated record